AUGAAGACAUCACAGCCAAGACUAAGCAUAAGAGGAGCUAUUGGACUGGGCUACGCGGCAGUAUGCGCAAUCGUUACAGGAUUGUCAUAUGCCACCUGGAUCCCAUUUGAGAAUGUGUCUAGACGGCCUAAAAGCACAUACAAGUACAUCAUGUUUGGUUUAGGCAGAGCGUUCAUGCGCAAUCUCAGCCGAGAGCACGAAGUGUGGGCUAUGCCUACAACCGACAGUGCCUACGAGACGUGGUGCAAGAAGAAUGCUAUUGUGCCGCGAUCGGACGUGCUCCCGGAUGGUACAAAGGCGCAUUGGCUCGGCUCCAAAGAUGCCGAUACAGUAAUGCUGUUUUUCCCAGGAGGCGGAUACAACCACCCGAUGACGACCGAGCAUGUCUCCUUUCUGAAUGAGCAUCUCACACAGAUCAACGCAAAGGCACCAUCUCCAAGCAGACCCAUUCUUUCUGUUCUUAUCUUAUCUUAUUCUCUCGCCCCCGAGCACCCGUACCCGCGCCAACUCAUACAAGCAACGGAUAUUCUCCAUCAUACAUUGUCGAUACUUGAACUACCACCCUCGCGACUGAUUCUCUGUGGCGAUUCUGCUGGAGGAGGUCUUAUAUUCUGUUUAUUGUCCCAUCUCCUGCAUCCUCAUCCAUCGAACUGCGUGCCGCGCCCACCGAAACUGAAUGUUCCCUUUAAGGGUGUCGCAUUGCUGAGCCCCUGGGUGAACUUAGCCACGACAUCAGAUAGCAUGAGGCGUAAUGCGCGGAAAGACGGGAUCGAGGAUAUCAGUCUGGCGCGCUGGGGAGAUGCAUUCCUCGGAGGCAAGGAACGAGAUGCAUGGAACUGUCCUUCCGUGGCAGAGUCCGGAUGGUGGAAGUCACUGAGUGCUAUCGCACGUAAUGUGUUUAUUGUUGUCGGUGGCGAUGAAGUCAUGCUAGACGAUAUUAACGACAUGUCAGCAGUGUUGGAAUCCGAAUGCGGAGACAUAAUACAGAGCGUGGUGAUUCCCGAUGAGUGCCAUAACAGUCCGUUGGUCGAGAAGCAGUUUUUGAGAUUUGAUGAUGUGGCUAUGGAUACGGAAUAUCAAAUGUGGCUAGAACGGUUGCUUUGGACCUAG
Pseudovirgaria hyperparasitica is the source of this 1110-nucleotide messenger RNA. RefSeq names its product alpha/beta-hydrolase. The record is from RefSeq and is a predicted model, not a curated record. NCBI's taxonomy places the organism in Eukaryota, Fungi, Ascomycota, Dothideomycetes, Acrospermales, Acrospermaceae. Gene Ontology annotation, molecular function: hydrolase activity. The transcript is spliced from 4 exons. Bases 1 to 1110 code for a protein of 369 amino acids.